Solanum pennellii is the source of this 1794-nucleotide messenger RNA. RefSeq names its product glucan endo-1,3-beta-glucosidase 8-like. The transcript has 4 exons. Gene Ontology annotation, cellular component: plasma membrane. The record is from RefSeq and is a predicted model, not a curated record. NCBI's taxonomy places the organism in Eukaryota, Viridiplantae, Streptophyta, Magnoliopsida, Solanales, Solanaceae. Gene Ontology annotation, biological process: carbohydrate metabolic process. Gene Ontology annotation, molecular function: hydrolase activity, hydrolyzing O-glycosyl compounds. The coding region runs from base 406 to 1794 and encodes 462 amino acids.
UCCCCUAAAAAACAUUAAAAAUAAAUUCACAUUUUUCUAUCUUUAAAUUUGGUAACUCAUAUGUAACCUCUUUUAUCCAUGUAAAGGCAACCUCCUUUUUUGGGAUCUUCAAAUUUAAUUAGGAGAACCCAUAGAAAUUUAUUCUAGUUGCAAGAUCGGAAAGGAUUUAAUUGAAUUUCAGCGGUAAAUUAUAUCGCGGAAUUAAGGUAAAAAUAAAAACAAAUUGUUAAACUUCUUUGGAAAAAAAAAACAUUUUUAGCAAAAAUUGUUUUGGUAUCAUCAAUGGCAGAGUUACAUCAUCCUAAGGGGACUAAUUCAACUUAAAUCUUUCGUCCGAAAAUCAUAUUGUAUUCCACAAGGUUUUUCUAUCAAAUCUUCUUAUUAAAAUUUCUGACAUCGCCCAAGAUGAGGCUAAUAAUUACCAUAGGCAUAUGUUUGGUCAUGGCAACACAAGUGAAUAGUUUUGUGGGCAUCACAUGGGGAAGGCAACAAACACAACAAUUGGUUCCAUCUAUGGUUGUUGAUUUGCUUUUACAAAAUAAAAUUUCACAAUUGAGAUUAAUGACUUCAGGGUAUGAUAUUAUUGAAAUAUUUUCAGGCACUAAUAUUAGUGUUAGUGUUUUGAUGGGAAAUUCAUUUAUGUAUCAAGCAAAUAGGAAAGACCUUGCAUAUAAUUGGGUAAAUGAUAGAAUCAAGGAUCCAAUCAACAAAGGUGCAAACAUAGUGGAACUAACGGUGGGGUCCGAACCAUUUUCUAAUACGUUCUUAAAACAAGUAACGAACUACAAUGUGGUGCCCGUGUUAAAACUCAUGCGAGAAAGUCUCGAUGAGAUGGGUUUAGGUCAUGUUAGAACAACGACUGCACAUGGUAUGGAUGUAUUGAAUCACACAAAAGUUCCAUCGGAGUCAGACUUUCGCGAUGACAUAAAACCACAAAUGAUCGAAUCACUAGCGGAGUUCAAUCGAACCGGAGCUCCCUUUGUUCUCAUCAUGUUCCCAAUUCAUUUCGUUAAAGACGUAAUGAAUUACACCAUAGAGUUUGCGUUCUUUGAUAAUAAUAGCGGAUUUAAAAUCAAAGAUGGUAAUAUUACAUACACAAACGCUGUGGAGUUAAUGAUCGAUUCCAUUGCGUGGGCAAUAAAAAAAGCAGGAUAUGAAAAUAUGAAAAUUAUGAUUGCUCAAAUUGGAUGGCCCACUGAUGGAUAUCCACAUGCAAAUAUUAAAAAUGCAGAGAGAUUUCACAAAGGGUUAUUGAAAUUUAUAACAUCAAAAAAAGGGACACCAAUGAAGCCAGGGCCAAUUGACAUAUAUCUACAUAGCUUGUGUGAUGAGAAUAAAUUUCACAAGAUGUUUGGUUCAUUUCAAAGACAUUGGGGUAUUUACCAGGCAGAUGGCAAUCCAAAGUACAAGAUUGAUUUAUCAUUACAGGGCCGUGACGUGUUACCUACUCAAGCUAAGGGCAUUGUGAAAAUGCCAAAUCGAUGGUGCAAGUUCAAUGGGGACACAACAAACAUGGAUUUGGUGAAUAAGAAUUAUGAUUUAGCAUGUCAAGUUUCAGAUUGUUCACAAUUGGAACAAGGAGCUUCAUGUGAUGGACUAAGUUAUGCUUCCAAAGUUUCAUAUGCUAUGAAUGCAUUUUUUCAGAAAAACAAACAAGAAGUAAAAGAUUGUGAUUUUGAUGGUUUAGGUCAAAUUGUAGCAACAAAUCCCUCUGAGCCAAAUUGUGAGUUUCCCAUUGAGAUAUUGUCAUUCCAAGAUCAAAGGGUUCAAAAUGGUAUGGUUUUAAGAGUUUGA